This is a messenger RNA of Trichoderma asperellum CBS 433.97, 1056 nucleotides long. RefSeq lists its product as uncharacterized. Lineage: Eukaryota; Fungi; Ascomycota; Sordariomycetes; Hypocreales; Hypocreaceae. The record is from RefSeq and is a predicted model, not a curated record. Gene Ontology annotation, molecular function: catalytic activity. Gene Ontology annotation, biological process: nucleoside metabolic process.
AUGGGCACAUCCUUGCAUAGAUAUCUUGAAAUCAAGAUGCAUCAAGCAAUUCGAAGCCGAAGAUAUGACAAGAUUACAGUUGUUGGCGAAUAUACUCGAACCAGCCCAUCAGAGAUCUUCCAUGGUGAGAAGACAGACAAAUCAUUCAAUUGGCAGUGUCCGACUGCUCUUAUUGUCGGCAAUGAGCUCCAAAUCCAGUGUUUCCCCGGCUACGACCACGUUGAGCAUUAUGCUGAGUUAAUUGCCACGUAUCUUGACCUUCAGCAACGAGAGGGUAACGAAGCGCUGACUAUACCUUCGAAUGUCAAUUUUAUUCCCUGUUCCUGUUCAGAUACUCAGAGAGCCCUCCACUCUACCAAUCUGAAAGAGCUUCCGUCUGAUGUCGACACGGUGGUUCUUGGUCUCUUCCAUCGCUUGAGUCGGCUCACAGGAGAUGUUGAAUGGCGGGGCGGAGAUGGUUGUUUCGGCUGGGUAGUGAGACGGUUCAAUAACCGAGUGGUCGCUUUUAUAGGGUGCCGACCAUCAUUCUGGGGCGACAUUGCUGGCGAAGUCGUGCACUACCUGGCCUCCUUUCUCUCUGUUCGCGAGGUUAUAUACUUUGGUAAAAUUGGCAGCGUGAAAAAGAGCAUCAGACCAAAUAAUUACUUGGCAACGGGAGGACGAUCGUACGUGCAAGGUCAGCUCGUGGAGUGGGAGAAUUCUCUCGAGUCUUCAACCCUUCUUCUGGCCUUGGAUUGCGUAAUUGUUGGAAAUCAUGUCACGCUGGGAAGUGUCCUGCAUGAAACCAAGGAUUGGUUAAGUACGUUGCCUGUCUAUGCGGAUUUCGUGGAUCCCGAAGUUGGAAUGAUGGCACAGGCAGCUAUUAGGAGCAGAAUUAAAUUUAGUUAUUUGCACAUUUUCUCGGAUAAUGUGGCUGAGAAGUACGUCGAAGAUCUCUCAAACGAAAGGGAACGAAGCGUCUUAGUGGGAAUAUCACAUCUCUACGAUGUUGUUCAGGAUAUUCUGCAUCAUUAUCUCUCUACCAAUUCACUGAAGGCUAAUGGGCACAGAAGCUGA